GGAGAAGGCAGUCCCCUUUGCUAUGGAGACGUGUACACUGCACUUCUCAAACAAACAUGGCUAUGUGAGAAGGACAAGUACAGGCCGUGAUAAUACGCUGCAGUGAUUGAACAGUGCUAGUGACAGUGUUACUACACUCACAGGCUAAGGCUCUAUCAUGCCUAUUCACUAUAUGCACAGCUGGCUGACAGUUUUACAUAUCUGUGAAUCUUUAACAAGUUUCAUAAGGAGUUCCAUUGAACUAGGAAUUUCUACUAGAUUUGUUUGUUAGUAGAUCUAAUAUUGGUCAUUUUAGAUCAUUAGAUACAAGGCUAGGAAUAUUAUAAUUGGAAGAUCCUACAAGAAAAUCAUCUAUGUAUUGGAUAGUCUAGGACUAAGAAUCUGCAGUAUGAUGCAAUCAAGAAUUUGCUUAUUAUUAAAGAGAGAAUAUCAAGAUCUUAAAGAGAACCAACUAUUUGGAAUUUCCGCAGCACCCAUCAGUGAUAAUUUAGUAGAGUGGAUAGCUAAAGUACAAGGACUGAAAGACUCAAUCUGGGAAGGAGCAGUUCUUCAGCUUGCUAUGAGAUACACAGAGAAGUACAAUUAUGAACCUCCGAGCAUUAAGUUUAAUACAAUUCCCUUUCAUCCGAAUGUGGAUCCGGUGUCUGGAAAGCUGUGCCUUCCUUUUCUGGAUAUUCCUGAGCAAUGGAACCCAUGUAUCACAAUGAGCAAUAUGUUACUAACCAUACAGGCCAUGCUUUCCAACCCAGUAUCAGAAAAUGCAGUUAAUCUAGAAGCUGCUCAGAUGUUGAAGAUCAACCCAUCAAUGUACAGGGCAGUUGUUUCAAACUGUGUGCGGGUCUGUCGUUUGAUUGAAUGUGGGUCUCUGCAAAGUUCUGCCACAGUAAGAAAAAUACAGGACGUAAACACUCCUACUGAGAAAAGAAAGAUAAAGCCCGUCUCGUUUGAAGAUUAUCAUAGAAACUGGACUGAGAUUGCAACAUCUAAACCUGCAGAAGAUUUAAACCAUCUGAGUUAUAAUGAAGCAACUUUCAAUACAGGAACAUCCUCACAGUGGAAUUACAACAAACAUUUAAUAAUCCAGAAUUCUGAAACAACCCCCAAGCAUAUCUUAUUAGAGAUGGAUACCCAGUUGCACACACUCUGCAGUUUAUCAGGUGCACGGCAUUUGACCACAGCAACCCAUAUGAAGGAGAAAGAGCAGUUGUCCAAAGGAGAGAGUUAUGUAAAGACUUUAAGCUCACACCAUGGAGUUGUGUCAGACAGAGAGCCCUGGGAAACAGAAGUGGACAAGCUGGUCGCCUGGACUGAUAGCCUUUGUAUUGAUUUAUUAGAGGAUUAAACAACAUAUUACACUAAAAUACACUGACAGGAGCUGCAAUGCACAGUAAAUUAGGCAGUUUUUUUCAUUUCUACAGCAGCCGAUAUGCAACCUUCAGUGCCUUUAAAACAUAAAACCCAUGAGAGGAUUGUCUCCCUGUUAGGGUAACUGUGUGUCAGUGUUCCCCAACCAGUGGCUUGUGAGCAACAUGUUGCUCCUCAACACUUCUUCCAUUUAAAUGUGGCU
Xenopus tropicalis (tropical clawed frog) is the source of this 1567-nucleotide messenger RNA. RefSeq names its product ubiquitin conjugating enzyme E2 U (gene ube2u). NCBI's taxonomy places the organism in Eukaryota, Metazoa, Chordata, Amphibia, Anura, Pipidae. Gene Ontology annotation, molecular function: ligase activity. Bases 389 to 1342 code for a protein of 317 amino acids. The record is from RefSeq and is a predicted model, not a curated record. The transcript has 11 exons.